AUGCGCUUUCAACCGCUUGCCAGCUGUUUCUUCGCUCUGUUGGGCGAGGCUGCGGCGGAUUCGCUGCGCUCUGUCCUUUCUUCGCGCAGCUCUUUUUCCGAUCUUUAUAACGUCCUGCACUUUCACGAUCUGCUCAAAGACAUCGAUCGAAUUCAAAAUGCGACAUACUUUGCACCCAAUAACGACGCGCUGAAGUACUUAGCUGACUUCGGCAUUAACCUCACAACGGCGGAUCCCAGCAUUGCUAGAGCACUACUCUACUAUGGUCUCAUCGAUGGGCAACACUCCGUCGAGUCAAUUCUUCAGGACGACGACAUCCAGCUGGUCCAGUCAGCACUGCACCCGCCCUUGUUCACUAACGUGACAGACGGCCAGGCUCUCAAGCUCAGGACGAAGAGAAACGGCGAGCACUCGACUGUUGUGCUUGAGACGGGCCUGCAAGUCCUUACGAAAUUAGUGGAGACGGACAUCAGAUUCGAUCACGGCGUACUUCAUGGUACAAGCACCAACAUGGUUCUGCCACAUAACAUCUCGGAGACCUUGAACCUUGGAAAUCUUCAUGAAUUCCUACGUCUGGUCAAAGUCACAGAUCUCGUGCCAGAGCUGGAGAGUUUGGCAGACGUUACGUUUCUGUUCCCACAUGAUAAGGCCAUUCAGAAGCUGCGGCCAGUCCUGGACAUUCUGAGCCCUAUUCAACUCGCCGCUUUUGUUAGAAACCAUGCCAUCCCAAAUCACGUACUGUAUGGUAAAGUGAUCGGGAGUGCAAACAAGACUCUGCAAACUGUUGCAGGCGGGAGUGCAACCAUUCGACGCUACGGCAAGGGUCAAGCCUACGUCAACGACAUCCCAAUCGUUCGCGAGGACAUCCUUAUCUACGGUGGCGUAGCGCACAUUGUCGAUGACGUUCUUUUCCCGGAUCCCCGUGAGUUUCCCCAUUGA
Zasmidium cellare ATCC 36951 is the source of this 939-nucleotide messenger RNA. RefSeq lists its product as uncharacterized. The record is from RefSeq and is a predicted model, not a curated record. The transcript has a single exon. NCBI's taxonomy places the organism in Eukaryota, Fungi, Ascomycota, Dothideomycetes, Mycosphaerellales, Mycosphaerellaceae. Bases 1 to 939 code for a protein of 312 amino acids.